AAGGGGACUACGAUCUUCACCAAUUUAUCCUCUGUGCUGAAAGACGAGCAGGUCUGGGAUAAGCCAUACCAGUUUUAUCCAAAGCAUUUCCUUGAUGAAAAUGGCAAGUUUGUAAAGCGAGAGGCCUUCAUUCCAUUUUCAGCAGGUCGACGGGCUUGCCUAGGAGAACAGCUAGCCAGAAUGGAACUUUUCCUUUUCUUUACAACUCUCCUACAGCAAUUUACUUUUGAGAUACCAAAUAAUCAACCUCGCCCAAGAGAUGAUCCUAUCUAUGCAUUUAUACACUUUCCACAUCCUUACAAGAUCUGUGCAGUAUCCAGAGUAUAA
Staurois parvus is the source of this 327-nucleotide messenger RNA. The record is from the annotation of a GenBank genome assembly. Lineage: Eukaryota; Metazoa; Chordata; Amphibia; Anura; Ranidae.